AUGUUUCCAAAUCGUUCAACUCAUCGAAGCUCUAGUGAAUAUUCAACUAGAAGGUCGAGCGAAUAUUCUCUUAGUGAACAGAUUAAAGUCCAAGAUGAUGAUACAAAAAUGGCAAAAGGAACAUUAUAUAAAAUGGCCUUUGGAAGCUGCAAAAACGUGCUUGCUAUCAUUCCAUCAUUUAUCAGUGGUGGAGGUACUAUUUUAACAUUCUUCUUAUUCGGCAAAUUACUUAAUCAAUUAACAUUUUAUUCCAUGGAUCCAAAUCCAAAUGCAUACGACAAAUGUCUGAAAUAUAUAUACGGAAUGAUCGGCACAUCAUGUGGCUCUGCACUCUGCAAAUUCUUUGAUCAAUACGCCUGGAUCAGAAUUGGUGCUGAAGUUUCCGGCAGAAUUCGAAGAGAUCUUUUCAGGAGUAUGAUGCAAAAUGACGUUACAUUCUUUGAUACUAAUCCAAUCGGAGGCAUUUUAACUUUGCUUUCCGAAGAUUCUCAACAAGUUCAGCAAGCAUUUGGCACAGAAAAGGGAACUCAGAUCUCAAACCUUGCACAAUUCAUUACGGGUAUUGUCUUUGCUUAUGUCUAUUCUUGGAAACUCGCAUUGAUUGCUACAGCAAUCAUUCCAGUUGCAGGAAUUUUUAUGGCUUUCUUCAUGCCAGCUGUUAUUAAGGAGGCAUCCAGAAGAUUCCUUUCCCUUUCCAAAUCCAUGACAAUUGCUGAAGAAACACUUUCAUCUGUAAGAACAGUUAGAGGUUUCAAUAGAGAAGAAGACGAAAUCGUAAGAUUCGAAAAAUCUCAGUAUGAAACUAUUAAGAGCGAAAGAAGAAUUGGUUUUUUGAUGUCUGGAAUGGGUUCAAUUAUCAUGAUACUUCUUUGGGCUAUGGUUCUUGGUAAUCUUUACUACGGAACACACUUAGUGCAGAACUCUCUUAGGUCAGAUGGUACAUUUGGUUUCGGACUUGGUGAUUUAAUGUCAUGCUGGGGUUACUGCAUGUUCGGACGUAUGGGCAUCUUAAUGCUCCAAGGUUCACUCCAAGGUGAGCAAAGAGCUAUUGCUGCUGGUGCAAGAAUUUUCAAAUUAACUAACAGUCCACCAUCUGUUCCAUUUGAUGGAGGAAUCGAGCCAGACAACUUUGUUGGUGAAAUUGAAUUCAAGAAUGUUACAUUUAGAUAUCCAACUCGUCCAGUCAAUGUCUUGAACAACGUCUCAUUUAAGAUCCGAAGUGGUGAAAUUGCAGCCUUAGUUGGUCACUAUGGUUCAGGCAAAUCUACAUGUGUUCAAUUGCUCGAAAGGUAUUAUGAUGUCACUGAAGGCCUCAUUCUUCUAGAUGGAAGAGAUAUCAAGGAAUAUAAUCCACGUUGGUUACAUCACAAGAUUGGCCUUGUUGGACAAGAACCUACACUCUUCUCUACAACUAUAAAGAAUAACAUCCUUUAUGGAGUUGAAACAGCCACAGAUUCACAAAUUGAUACAGCUGCUGAUAUAGCAAAUGCUAAGAAGUUCAUCGAAAAACUCGACAAGAAAUACGAUACAUUAGUUGGUGACCGCGGAGGACAAUUAUCGGGAGGUCAACGUCAAAGAAUUGCCAUUGCAAGAGCUGUUAUCAAGAAUCCAAGAAUUCUUAUCUGUGAUGAAGCUAUAUCUGCUUUGGACGCUGAAUCAGAAAAGAAGGUUCAAGCUGCACUCGAUAAUGUCCUCAUAGGCAGAACUGGUGUCAUUGUUGCUCAUCGUUUGUCAACAAUUAAAAACGCUAACAUCAUUUAUGUUUUCGAUGCCGGUGUAAUUGUUGAGCAAGGCACACAUAAUGAGUUAGUUCAAAAGGGAGGUUUCUAUUACAAACUCGUCUCAAGACAACUUACUCAGAAGGAUAUCAUGAAGGGGAGUGAGGCUGCUAAGAAGAAUAAUGCAAAUUCUGCAGCAGGCAACAAUAUCAGUGAUACUUCCAAUCCACAAAAUAAACCUGUUCAACCACUCCCUGAUCCAGUUAAAAAAGAUGAAAAGAAGAAGGAAAAUAAGAAUGAAAUGAAGAAAGAUAAGAAGAAGAAAGAGACAAGUGAUUCAGACUCGGGCAUCAAUAGUUCUACAACUAACUCAGAAAAAACAAGAUUAUUACUUCCUGCUUACAGCUUUUAA
This is a messenger RNA of Trichomonas vaginalis G3, 2130 nucleotides long. RefSeq names its product ABC transporter type 1, transmembrane domain domain-containing protein. The record is from RefSeq and is a predicted model, not a curated record. Gene Ontology annotation, biological process: transmembrane transport. Lineage: Eukaryota; Parabasalia; Trichomonadida; Trichomonadidae. Bases 1 to 2130 code for a protein of 709 amino acids. Gene Ontology annotation, molecular function: ABC-type oligopeptide transporter activity; ATP binding; ATP hydrolysis activity. Gene Ontology annotation, cellular component: membrane. The transcript has a single exon.